GUCAAGUCCAUGGGACACAAACAAGGAAUCAUAGAAAAACUAAAUCCAAGAAGAGAAACGAACUAAGCUACAAUUGGCAGCAAGAAAUGUUGACCGUGUUGGGGAACAAUGCAAAGAAAAUCCAGAUCCUUAAUUGGCCACGGACCCAUUACCGCGGACUCUUGGCACUGAUUAAAUCCGAUAUCAAGGCCAAUAACUCACAUGCUCAGGAAAUGGACACACCGGUCCCCAUGAAACUACCGCAUUUUAUACACAGGAAGUGUGUUCAAAAUCAAAAUCAGCUUGUAGAUGGAAAGGGAAGGAAGUUCACCUACAACUAUCACCCAUUUUCUAUUUACGAUUUAAGUGAAGCCACUUUGCGUGCGAAGCAGGCAACUACCAAGUACUACAAAUAUAUUGAACAGAUCCAAAAGUCAGAGAUUGAAUACGUAAACAAGUAGUUGUUCCAAGCAAUGCACGUAAUAUGAAAAUUAUCAGAAUAAAAUAAAAUAAAAAGAAGUAGUUGUAUUA
Drosophila rhopaloa is the source of this 510-nucleotide messenger RNA. RefSeq lists its product as uncharacterized. The transcript has 2 exons. The record is from RefSeq and is a predicted model, not a curated record. Lineage: Eukaryota; Metazoa; Arthropoda; Insecta; Diptera; Drosophilidae. The coding region runs from base 87 to 440 and encodes 117 amino acids.